AGGAUUCUUGAACUGGAAAGCUCUCUUGCAAAGUAUUCGCAAGGUGACCGAAACCAGUCAGAGGAAUUAAGUACUCUGAUGGAGUCUGAAAAGAAGCAGCACAAUAAGGAAAUCAGUGAUAUUGUUGAAAAGCACAAGAAAGAAUUGGAGAACAUGAAACAGCAGCAGGAAGAGCUUUGGGCAGAAAAACUUCAAACCUUAAAGCAACAUCAAGAAACUGAAAUAGAAAAAAUGAGAGAGAAACAAGAACAAGAGAUAAAUACAAUUUUGAAAGAGAAAGAAACAGUUUUCCGUGCACACAUAGAAGAGAUGAACGAAAAAACCUUAGAAAAACUUGAUGUGAAACAAACAGAAUUAGAAGCCUUGUCUUCUGAGCUAUCGGAAGCUCUAAAGAUACGUCAUGAUUUAGAAGAAGAGCUCGCACAAUUGAAUAGUAAAGUGUGUGAAGCAAAGCAAGAAUUGGAGGGAAAGUUGGAGGAAGAGAGGAAACGGCACAAUGAAGAGGUUGAAAUGAUGUUAAAAGAGCACAAACUGUCGAUUCAGGGUGUUGAGAGGGUACUCAAAGAGGAACUCAGCAAACUCAAGCAAUCAUUGGAGGAGAAGGACAGACAUCUGGAGGAACUAAAAGCACAUGAACAGAAACUAAAGGAAUCUGCAGAAAGAUCUGAAGCUGAACUUGUCCAAGUGUCUGCAAAGCUAGAGGAGCUCUCAGAAUCUCAUCGGGAUACUUCUGAUGGGCAGGCAAAGGUUUAUGAAGAGGAAUUAGCAAAGCUGCAGCAAAAGCUGACAGGUCUUGAAGGUGAAAAAUUGCAGUGUAGUGAGCAGCUAGAAAGAACCAAAUCCCAGCUGAAUGAAGUGAAAAUUGAGUUAGAGGCAUACAUCUCUCAGGUACGAGAGAAGGAAAAUGAAAUUGAACACAUGAAGAGGUUACAGAACCAGCAGGUGGAGGAGGAUCAACAGAAACUGUUAGCCGCAGAGGGGAGAAUGAGUGCUUUACAAGGAGAAUAUGAAAGUAAACUGAAACAACAGGAGAACAAGAUGGAGAAAAUGAAACAGAAAUCAAAAGAUAUGCAGGAAACUUUUAAAAAAAAACUUGCUGAGCAGGAAGCUAAACUAAAAAAAGAGCUUGAAAACAAGCAGUUGGAGUUCAGCCAGAAAGAGAGCGAAUUCAAUGCUAAAAUGUUGGAAAUGUCACAUGCCAGUUCAGCCAGAAUCAAUGAUGCCAUGUCAAAACUGGAAUCUUAUCACAAGGAGCAACUAGAGAGUCUUGCUGAGGCUCACAGGAGGGAGUUGGAAGAAAUUGCCCGGAGUUGGGAAGAGAAACUCAAUCAGCAGGUUGAAGAACUCCAGGAAAAACGUGAAAUGGAACUGCAGGAGAAGGAGCAGGAAGUUGGAGCCCUGAGGCAGAAACUUGCCUCCUUCAGUGCUGAGAAGGAGGGCUCCAGGACAGAAAUAACCCGACUGAAGGAAGAACAGGUGAAGGGGGAAGAGUCCCUGAAGGAACUGCAAGAACAACUAAGGCAGUCAGUGGCUCAGGUGAAUGCUUUGUCAGAUAAGGAAAGUAACCUGAAAAGACAGUUGAAAAAUUUGGAAAGUGACCUUAAUCAUUCCCUGAAGGAGCAAUCGGGACUUCAGGAACUGGUCAGCAAACAGAAAGCAGUUGAAGAUGAGGACAAAGCCAAAAUUACUGAGCUGACUGAUACACUGAAAACACUUGAGGAGAAACUCCAAACUGUGCAGUCCUCUCAGGAUAAAGACAGUGAAAAUUACGAGAAAAAAAUAGAGGUGAUUCAGCUAAAAGAAGCUGAGUUUAAAAGGCGCUCAGGAGAACUUGCAGCCCAGUUAGAGGCUUAUUGGAAGAAUGCUGAGGCUUUAUGGCAAACAAAAAGCAAUGAAUUAAUUGAAAGAUGUAAUGAAAAAAUUGGGUUAGUGACAUGCAAAAUUGCCGAUUGCCAGCGCCACACUGCAAAAGUUAAAGAAGCUGUGUUAGUGCAAAGGAGUAGGAUUCCUCAACUAGAAGCUCAGCUUAGAGAAGUAACAGAGCAUCAUUCUGCUGCAAGUACUUCUUUGCAGAAGUCAAUGCAACAGCUGCAAGAGAAGGACAAUUUAAUUGUGUCCAUGAGAGCUGACAUUGAGGGCCUUGUAACAGAGAAGGAACAGUUGCAGAAGGAAGGAGGGCAUCAGCAGCAAGCAGCAUCAGAAAAAGAAACGUGCAUAACACAGCUGAGGAAAGAGUUAUCUGAAAAUAUCAACGCUGUCACCUCAAUGAGGGAGGAACUCCUGGAAAAAGAAUCUGAGAUCUCUGCUCUUAACAAGACAGUCAGUGACCUUAACGUUAGACUUGAAAGCACGAUAAGCGUAACAGAGAAGGAAGCAGCCGUGUCUCUGUUAAACAAGCAACAUCAGGAGGAUCGGGUGCAAUUGUUAAACCAGGUACAGGAGUUAUCGUCCAGGGUUGAGAUCCUGAGUCAAGAAAAAGAAUCCGCUCUUCAGCAGGUAGAUCAUUGCACGGCCAAGCUGUCGGAGUGGAAGGUGAAAGCACAAACCAGGUUUACACAAAAUCAUGAUGCUAUUAAAGAUUUGCAGAGCAAACUUGAAUUAAGCAGUACUGAAGCCAGUAAAAAAGAUGAAGAGCUAAACGAACUGAAGGAGCAGCUGGCUAAACAAAGCAAAAAUCUUGAUAGUUUAAAAACUGAAUUGGAACAAAAGCAAAACGGGAAGGAAAAGCAAGAGAGUGAGCUAACUGCAGAGUUAAAAACCCAAGCAGCAACAAUUGCUGAACUGGAAGAACACAUUGCUCAGAAAACUGCGGAAAAUGAUUCCUUGAUGGAAGAACUUAAAAAGUACAAUGAACAAAAAGACAGAGAGCAAAAAGAGAUAGCUUGUCAACUCCAGCAGGCAGAGAAGGCAGCUUUUGAAAAGGACAAUAGAUUCAAGGAGGCUGAAGAAAAAGUGCGUAGUCUUGAAAAGCAAAUAGGUACGCUGAAAGCUGAAUUUGAAGCAAAGGAGCGGGAAUUUGGUGAAAUUAAGACCUCCAUACUGAAAAGCAAAGAGGAAGAACUGAAGGAAUUAGAAGAGAGACUGAAUACCGAGAACAGCGCUAAGCUGGCAGAUCUGAAAAAGAAGGCAGAGCAGAAAAUCAGUUCUAUUAAAAAGCAGUUGAAGUCUCAGAUAGAGGAAAAGGAACAGCAAUUUAAGCAGGAUAGAGAAAAUCAGUUAAGAGACUUAGAACAAAAAGUGCAGGAGAGAGAGGCCAAAAUUGUGUCCUUGGAAGAAAAAAUUAAGUCAACAAGAGAUUCCACAGAGUUAGAAAUGCUGCAAAAAGUAGAGAGUGUAAAAGCCGCUGUAGAACAAGAGAAAAACACCAUGCUCGAGGGUCUCCAACAGACAUACGAAGAGAAAAUGCACGUGCUAGAGAAGAGCUUGGCUGAAAAAGAUGAAUUGUUGCAGAAGUAUGAAGAGGAACAACGGGAGAGUAAUGGCUCUCGUCUAGAACUGCAAAACAAACAGGAAGGACUCCUUAAAAAACUGGAAUGCGUUGAGAAGAGCCAUCAGGAGGAGCAGAGUAGGACUGAAAGCCUCAGGAAGGAACUUGAGGAGCAAACCAAAAAAUACUCAUUGUUAGCGGAUGAGCAUGCUCGUUGUUGUGGUGAUUUAGCAGCUACUAGGGAAGAAUUAAAAGCGAAAGAGCAAAAACAUCUUGAUGUGGAGAAUGUAGUUGGAGAUUUACAGAAAAAAUGGCAGGAAAAGGAGGCAGACAUUCACUCUUUAGAAGAGAGAAUAAAAGAGUUGGAAAAUAAUCUAGUGAAGGAAAAAGAAGUGCAUAAGGCUGAGAUGGAAGAUAGGAGUUUGAGAUACGAAGAAAAGCUAAAAAGUUUACAGCAACAAUUGGAUGAAAGAAGUAACAGUCUGAAAGCUUUUGAGGCAAAUGCUGAAGAAAAGGCUCAGUCUGCUUUGGAGCUGCAGAAGUUACUAGGUGAUACGCAGAACCAGCAGAAGGACUUGCAGACUAAGCUGGAAGAGACUGAAAGGGAGAAACAGAAACUACACAAAGCAGUGAAUAAUCUUCAAAAAGACUUACGUGCUCUACGAAAAGAACAUCAGCAGGAGCUUGACAUAGUAAAGAAGGAGUCCUUAGAAGAAAUGGAGAAGAAAAUCAGAUGUGAACAAGAAGACAUUGAGUUAAAGCACAACUCCACCUUAAAGCAGUUAAUGAGAGAGUUCAAUACUCAGCUGGCUGAAAAGGAAAGAGAAUUGGAAACAGCAGUAAAAGAGGCGAUCAGUAAAGCCCAGGAGGUAGAAACUGAAUUGGUAGAAAAUCAUCACAUAGAAACAACACAGUUGCAUAAAAAAAUUGCUGAAAAAGAUGAUGAUCUAAAAAGAACUGUGAAAAAAUAUGAAGAAAUCCUUGAG
Eurypyga helias (sunbittern) is the source of this 4413-nucleotide messenger RNA. It is a transcript of the gene GOLGA4, whose product is annotated as golgin A4. The annotation marks the transcript as partial. NCBI's taxonomy places the organism in Eukaryota, Metazoa, Chordata, Aves, Eurypygiformes, Eurypygidae. The record is from RefSeq and is a predicted model, not a curated record. Gene Ontology annotation, cellular component: Golgi apparatus. Gene Ontology annotation, biological process: Golgi vesicle transport. Gene Ontology annotation, molecular function: small GTPase binding. The transcript has 3 exons.